AUGGCGAAAGAAAGGGCCUUCAGCCAGGUUGUGCCGGUUUUCGGGCGCUACAAAGAAAGACGGCGGAAGAUUGAGCUUGGAAUUGUCGUUGAGCUGACAAGACAUGGCGGUAGUGACGCGUACCUUGUCAGCUCAACGACAAUUCCAAGCUCAAUCUUCGACGUCUUUCUUUGUAGCGCUCCGAAAACCGGCACAACCUGGCUGAAGGCCCUUUCUUUCGCCAUCGUCUCGAGAACCACCGUCGUCGACGACGGUUCCACCGCCGCAAACCCUUUUCAUUCCAAGUUGCCACAGGAUCCACCCAUCUCCCCUUCUCUUCUCUUCCGGAAUCCGUGUCCGGUUGUAGAAUCGUCUACGUUUGUAGAGACCCAAAGGAUACCUUUGUUUCAAGUAUCACUUCCUGGCAAAACUCGCAACGUCGAGAAACAUGGAACCAGUCCAUUUGACAAGGCAUUCGAGCUUUUCUGCAAUGGAGAAUCAUUCUACGGACCGUAUUGGGAUCAUGUUUUAGGGUAUUGGAAUGCAAGUUUGGAACAGCCGGACAGAAUCUUGUUCUUGAAAUACGAGGAGAUGAUGGAAGAUGCAUGUUUUUACACCAAGAAAUUAGCUGAGUUCAUGGGCUAUGGAUUCACACUAGAGGAAGAGAAGAAAGGAAUGGUUGAGAAGAUCGUGGAAAUGUGUAGCUUCGAGAAUUUAAGGAAUCUGGAAGUGAACAAGGAUGGAAAGGUUGGGAAGAACGGCCCAUGGGAGAUGAAGAAUAAUCUCUUCUUCGCGAAGGAAGAAUCAGAGACUGGGAAAAUCACUUGA
This is a messenger RNA of Hibiscus syriacus, 807 nucleotides long. Its product is annotated as flavonol 4'-sulfotransferase-like. NCBI's taxonomy places the organism in Eukaryota, Viridiplantae, Streptophyta, Magnoliopsida, Malvales, Malvaceae. The coding region runs from base 1 to 807 and encodes 268 amino acids. Gene Ontology annotation, molecular function: sulfotransferase activity. Gene Ontology annotation, cellular component: cytoplasm. Gene Ontology annotation, biological process: sulfation. The record is from RefSeq and is a predicted model, not a curated record. The transcript is spliced from 3 exons.